AAAUCAUAAACGUUUUAAAUCUGCGUAAAGCAGCAGUUCACGAUGGCCACGAUGAAUCGUCUUCAACUUUUCAUGUAACUAACUGGCUGCCUGAUAUCUAUUCGUAACACUCUCACUAGGUUUAACAUAAACUCACGCACCGUAAAACUGAUUUUUUUAAUUCUGAAGGAACACCAAAAAACACUCCUCUGGCUGUCCGCGCCAUCUAUCGACGACACGUCCAAGUUACCUGACCGCAAGUCCGCGCGCCCGCUGCGAGAUGUCGCGCGACGCGCUUCAUCGGUCCGGCCAAGCGACGCGUGUCUCGAUUGAACCGCCGCUCGCCAGAUGGCUGCCCAAGCCACAACGACCAGACUAAUCGCGGUUUCUCUGCUGCGUGACUCAAUCCUUUUAAAAAUUCCGAUCACGCGUUCUUGCGGCUUGACUCACCGACCUCGACCCAGGUGGAAAGGCUUCUUACGGCAAGAUUAUCGAUGGCUGCGUCGAAUUCAACACGUCGACUCUCGGGGCACCUUAAGGAACCUGACCAUGUGCGCCCGGCUAAUCUGACGGAUCGAUAACGCCUGCGACCAGAGGCGUGCCCGCGUUAGAACGACUCCGUCGACGGUAAUUUCGCAAGAGGCCGGCGAUACGAGUCGCCCGUGUCUGCCCACACCGGCGUACUUGCCCAAGCGAGAACCGACACUUCCUAAACGGCUGGCGAACCCCGUCGCAUUCUCACACGGUGAGCGAGAGAAGUCGCGUCACCCUUGGAAACGUUUUUUGACGCGAGUGUCAGAUCGACGGCGUAGGAUUUCGUGCGGUAAUGCGCAAAAAGCGGUGAAUUUUCGAAACGAAUCCGAGUUCUGCGGCUAAACGGGGACGUAAACAUGGAAUUCAAGUUCAACUUGGGCGACGUCUUCGACGGGAGGGACGUCGUCGAGAUCGGCAACACGCUGAUCCCACCCGGCUUCAGCGGCGACAAAAGGGCCUUGUGGGACACCCAGUCGAAAGUGUCGCAGAUCGUCAACGCGAUGGGGGAGGCGUCCGCCGCCGCGCAGGGCCUGUCCAAGCCGAUCACCACGUCGGACAGACUGCGUAAUUCGGAACACAAGCUGUACCUGCUGAUCGACGAAUCGGCCAACAACGGGAAGGGCGCUGUCACGGGGAUGCUGAAGACCGGCGAGAAAGGGUUAUAUGUAUUCGACCGAGACGGCCGCCAUUACCAGGUAUCGCCGCAUUGCGUCCUCGACUUUUACGUGCACGAGUCGAAGCAGAGGUCGGGCCUCGGCAAGAAACUGUUCGAGUACAUGCUCCAGCGGGAACAUGUCGAACCGGUCAAGAUGGCGAUCGACCGGCCCAGCGAGAAGCUCCUCGGGUUCCUGCAUAAGCACUACGACCUGACCGCGCCCGUGAAACAGAUGAACAACUACGUGGUGUUUGACGGCUUCUUCCCCAAACCGUCGGAGACCGGCGCCGGCAGUCCGGCGCCCCCCGACUCCGCGAACCAUUUAAGGCCCAGCAGGAAAGAGUCGGCCAACGGGCUGCAGCAGCACCCGGCUUCGCCGUACGGGAGGUACGCCGCCCCCCGGCCCCCGUGCAGCAUGGGGCAGAUCAUCCAUAACGAUUCGUCGGUGAUUAAGAGGGGCCGAGAGGCGACGGGGGUCAAGUCGGAGCCGGUGACGACGGCGCGCGAUCCUCCAGAUCUCAGCACUCCGCCCCCGAUAUCCCGGAGCGCUCCCGCCGUUCGCGCGGGCCCCUCGAGCCCGCCGGAUCCCGAGAUUCCUCAAAACCCUACCGCGCAGACCGUCCCUUACCCCUAUCGAUGGCCCGUCGAUCCCCGACACGCCCAAUUCGCUCUUCCGCCCCUGUACAAUCAAUACUUUUGUCAAAAUCCGCCGUUUCGCGGGGCGUCGUCUCCGGAAUUUCAUGCCCCGAGCCCUUCCGCCGGUAUGAUGUACGGCAACGAGACGCCACCGCCUCCACAGUGGUGGUACCCCCCCGCGCAGAGCUUCCCGCCCGGAAUAUUGUACCCGCACGCGCCUCAGUUUCCGUAUUGGCCCCAAACGAAUCCGUGUUCGCCGCAACCGGACCUGCGCGACCCUCGGAGUAGUUCAAGUGAACCGCUACACUCGCGCGAAUUACAAAAGCCGGCGUCGCCCCGUCCCGCCGACAAUCGACCCAUCACCGACGCCCAUAUUGAUCCGGACGAAUCAAAAGAACAGUGUUCCGUCGAAGGCGUCGAGAAAACGACGAGUAGUUCAAACGAACCGCCGCGCAUCGUAGGACCUUGCGCCGACGCGGACGCUCAGGAAGACGCGUGCUGCGAAGCGGAAGUGGAUAUGUCGCAAGGGUACCCGCCGCAGACACCCCAAGAUCCUCUACCCCCGCAAUCGAUUAUCGUUAGGAGUUGACCGCGCGCCGCUGACUGAAUCUAACCUCAAAAUCCCGCGCCUGUCUAGUCUGCGGUUCUGGUUCCGAAAAAUUACCCUCGGGAGAUCAUAAAAAUUGGCCCUCCCAUCAUGUUUUUUCGUAAAUAAACGGAUUUACGGAUUUAUUUGCGAAGCAAUAUUUUUUUAUCAGUGUGUGUGGAGUACGCGUUCACUUGUGAGAUUAGGCGUUGUUAUUUCAACAGCACCCUGUAUAUUUUAUUUUAAAAAUAGGUUUUUCAAUGCAUACAUCAAAUAAAUCUUUUUUUUCUACGAACUUAACCAAACAAAAUAUCGAUUCGGGAUAGGGUUUG
Messenger RNA from Cylas formicarius (sweet potato weevil), 2722 nucleotides. RefSeq names its product alpha-tubulin N-acetyltransferase-like. Gene Ontology annotation, cellular component: microtubule. NCBI's taxonomy places the organism in Eukaryota, Metazoa, Arthropoda, Insecta, Coleoptera, Brentidae. The transcript is spliced from 9 exons. The record is from RefSeq and is a predicted model, not a curated record. Gene Ontology annotation, biological process: alpha-tubulin acetylation. Bases 870 to 2393 code for a protein of 507 amino acids. Gene Ontology annotation, molecular function: tubulin N-acetyltransferase activity.